AAGAGUGCAUGUUGUUUUUAUGGAGGUUUUAGAAUAUUCUAAUGGAAAUCUGUCACCAAUUGGAUGGACACCUAGCUAAUCAUCUGAUUGUGCUUCUCUACCCUUCUUUGCCAGCUGUCUCUUCAAUGGCUUUCAACAUCGAUGAAGCAAACACAAAAAUCUACAAAGGGGAGGAACAGGAUUUCUUUGGAUACAAAGUCCUGCAAUUCAUAUCUGGCAAGGAGAAAGGGGUAAUGGUCAGUGCGCCAUAUCAGAAGAAUGGAUCUGGUGGAAUCUGUAGAUGUGCUCAAGACCRAACAAACUGUACAGACUGUUACACUCCUCAAGGAACUGACAAAAUCAAGUACAUUGGACUGUCUAUGGUUGCACAAUCUACUUCUCCUCCAACGUUCACUGCCUGCAGCCCUGGCCUGGCAAGCGACUGCAAUGGGAACACUAUCUGUUAUCAGUUCAACAGCCAGCUCGAGAUCACUGACUUCACACCUGCCUUCCAAGUGUCGCAGGCAGACAGAGAACUGGAAGGAAAGCGUCGUCCAAAAGAGAGGUUUUAG
Messenger RNA from Salvelinus sp. IW2-2015, 551 nucleotides. Lineage: Eukaryota; Metazoa; Chordata; Actinopteri; Salmoniformes; Salmonidae. The record is from RefSeq and is a predicted model, not a curated record.